CAGUUUCAGUGGAAAUUGCUGCAAGAUAAGCACACUGCUAUUGCUGCUUGAUAUUGAGUAGUAGCUUCACCAGUUUGUUAGGCUAAAGCUAGAAUCAACCUAAACUGACACAAUGACUUCUGCAAGUGAAAAUGCUCUAUUUGGUAUGGGAAACCCCCUGCUCGACAUCUCAGCUGUUGUGGACAAGGACUUCCUCGACAAGUAUGGACUGAAGCCCAACGACCAGAUACUGGCGGAGGACAAGCACAAAGCCAUGUUUGACGAAAUUGCAAAGAAGAGCAAAGUUGAAUACCAUGCCGGUGGCUCCACCCAAAACUCAGUGAAGAUUGCCCAGUGGAUGAUCCAGAAACCUCACAAGGUGGCCACGUUCUUCGGCUGCAUCGGGACGGACCACUUUGGAGAAAUCCUGAAACAGAAGGCUGAGGAAGCCCAUGUAGACGCUCGCUACUACCAACAGACCCAGGAGCCAACCGGAACCUGCGCUGCCUGCAUCACUGGGGACAACAGGUCCUUGGUUGCUAACCUGGCAGCAGCAAACUGCUACAACAAGGAGAAACACCUGGAUCUGGAUGGCAACUGGGAGCUGGUUGAGAAAGCCAAGGUCUAUUAUAUAGCGGGUUUCUUCCUGACGGUGUCCCCAGAGUCAAUCCUGAAGGUGGCGAAGCACGCGUCUGAAAACAACAAGAUCUUUAGCCUGAACCUCUCGGCUCCCUUCAUCAGCCAAUUCUUCAAGGAGGCCAUGAUGAAGGUCAUGCCGUACGUCGACAUCUUGUUUGGCAACGAGACGGAGGCGGCCACAUUCGCCACAGAGCAAGGUUUCCAGGAGACGGAUGACAUUGCAGAGAUUGCCAGGAGGGCCCAGAGCCUGCCUAAGGUCAACAAGAAGAGACAACGAGUGGUGGUCUUCACUCAGGGCAAGGAUGAUACUGUGGCCACUAUCGGUGAGAAGGUGACCAUGUUUCCUGUCCUGGACAUUGACCAGAACGACAUCGUGGACACUAACGGAGCAGGAGAUGCCUUUGUGGGAGGCUUCCUGUCAGAGCUGGUCCAGGAGAGGCCGUUGGAGGAGUGUAUCCGUGCGGGCCACUACGCAGCCAAUGUCAUUAUCAGACGGGCAGGAUGUACCUUCCCUGAGAAACCUGACUUCCCUUGAUGUAUCCAACCAUUAUCCCCCAACCACAAAUGUAUUUUCCUUACCUUACAAACACCUGCAGUAAGCUGUGUGUAUGUAUGUGCCUCAAAGUGUGUGUGUAAAGUUUGUUUAAAGUUUACAAUAAUUCCAUGGAUAUAACUGGUCAACAACAUUGUCGCUAUGUGUUGUAACUUAACUUGAAUACAUUUUUGUGAAGUAAAUUGCUGUGAGAUUAUCGAUCAUCAGUGAUUCAAUUUGCUUUAGUAGAUUACUUUUUAAUCAACUUUCUAAACAACACUCCAAACAACACUCCACUUUCUAUGCGCCAUCUGUCAGUUUAAAACCACUAAAUAUUAACUCUCAUUUAACUCUCUUGACUGUCUUGGCUUUGCUAUUAAAAGGUUACGAUGUCCAAUACUAAGGACCAGGAGUUUUUCCUCGCCAGGUCAACAAGUGGUCUAGAGAAAAUCAGUAAUGUAGAACUGUCUGAAAUGUGGAGUUUGAUAUUAUUAUUCCUUUCUUAAAUGUUUACUGAAGACUCUGAAUAAAAUGGUAUGUUGCCAAGUUCGUGUUGCCAUGACGCAGAUAAUUGUUCAUUAAAACAACAGGCGUGGGUGGUCUGUCAAAUGUU
Coregonus clupeaformis (lake whitefish) is the source of this 1763-nucleotide messenger RNA. It is a transcript of the gene adkb, whose product is annotated as adenosine kinase b. Gene Ontology annotation, cellular component: cytosol; nucleus. The transcript is spliced from 11 exons. Gene Ontology annotation, molecular function: adenosine kinase activity. NCBI's taxonomy places the organism in Eukaryota, Metazoa, Chordata, Actinopteri, Salmoniformes, Salmonidae. The record is from RefSeq and is a predicted model, not a curated record. The coding region runs from base 113 to 1153 and encodes 346 amino acids. Gene Ontology annotation, biological process: purine ribonucleoside salvage.